Molecule: messenger RNA, 1425 nt
Organism: Dinoponera quadriceps
Lineage: Eukaryota; Metazoa; Arthropoda; Insecta; Hymenoptera; Formicidae
Exons: 10
Coding region: 1-1425 (474 amino acids)
Biological process (GO): sensory perception of smell; detection of chemical stimulus involved in sensory perception of smell
Cellular component (GO): plasma membrane
Molecular function (GO): olfactory receptor activity; odorant binding
Source: RefSeq, a predicted model, not a curated record
AUGAAGUUCUUGCGCCAAACGAGUAUUCAGUACAUAGGGGAAUUUACGAAGCACUGGUUGUUCGAACGGCAGGUAAAGCACUUUUUGGAGCGAAUCGUGAUGGAUUGGAAUAUAGUCGACUAUGGUGAAAUGAAAAUAUUAGAGAAAUAUGCCAACGAGUGUCAUAUAGUUUCGCUGUUUAUAGUCAGAUAUAUCGGUUUUAUAAUCAUCGAAAUGCUGCCGAUUAUUCUCGACGCUGUCGCGCCAAUGAACGAAACCCGGCCGCGCCAGAUCCAGUACGACUUGGAGUUGUUUCUCGAUCGGCAGCAAUAUUUUUUCUUCUACGUGACAUAUGAGUGCGCAAUGUUGAUGAUUUCAUAUUUAGCACUAGCACCGAUCUUCCUUUUGUUGAUUGUGUUACUGAGACACAUUUGCGCCAUUUAUAAAAUCGCUAGCAUCUUGAUUGGGAGUACAGUGACUAAACAUACGCUUGAAAUUCCAGAUGAUCGGAAAAUACGCGAGAUGUGUCGCAGGAUCACUCGUGCCAUUUAUAUGCACAGAAGAGCUAUACAGUUUAUCCAAUCCAUGUUAAAACUCUUGGACAAAUGGGUUCUCGUUGCGACAGCGAUCGUUAUAUUGUCUCUAAGUUGCAAUCUUCUACUACUUUUGGUAGCGGUGACAGUGAUAACGGAAGUUUUCGAAAUACUCAUACGUUUAAUAACGGUGUUUGGCCACUUUAUAAUAUUGUUUAUAGGUAAUUUUAUUGCACAAACAGUUACAAAUCACAGUGCCGAGAUGUUUACCGCCUCAUAUAAUACUGCGUGGUAUCUAUCUCCGUUGCCGGUACAAAAAUUGUUGUUAUUCGUCAUGCAAUAUUCUCUGAAGGAUAAAGUGUUGACGAUUGGUGGAAUUUAUCCAGCAUCUUUAGAAGGAUUUACCACGCUUACGCAGUUAACGACAAACUACGAUUAUUUAUUUGUCAUUACGGUACUUUCGGGCAUUAUACCCUGUGUCACAUGUAGCAUAUUUAACAUCUAUUUUCACAUCAAUCCUAAGAAAACAAAGCACGUAUUGGAGCAAAUCAUGAUGCACUGGAAUACAGCAGAUUACAGCGACAUGAAAAUAUUAGAGAAAUAUGCCAAGGAGUGUCGUAUAGUUUCGCUGAUUAUAAUCGUUAUGAUCAUCACAGCAUUUUUCGUUAAUAUAAUCAUCGAAAUGCUGCCCAUUAUUCUCGACGUCGUCUUGCCGAUAAACGAAUCACGGCCGCGCAAGAUUCAAGUGGAUUUCGACAUAUUUCUCGAUAAGAACGAAUAUUUCUUCGUCAUAUAUGAGUGUUGGCUGCUAAUAGCUCUAUCUUCAAUGGUGUUUGCGGUCUUCUUAUUAAUGUUUAUGUUCAUGAGACACUGUUGCGCCAUUUACAAAAUCGCUAGUUCCUUGAAGCAGUGA